CUGGUAAUUAAUUAAAGAAAACAAUUGUGAUUCAUUAAUUUGGAUUAAUAAUAAUCAUAAGAAUUUGCAGCUAUAAAUUCAACACAAGCCAUUACACUUUGUCUUCCCAUGCAUUAAUAAUCUCCCUCCUUUGAUUUUGGUAUAGUCCACAAAAAUGUUCACAACCACUGUGGUCUGGUUCUUGGCAUUAGCAAUAGCCACCACCCUCACUUUUCAGACAACCGCAACCCUCAGUCUUCUUCAGACUUACAUUGUCCACGUGGAGAUUCCGCCACGAGGUACAAAUGUCUCCGAUUGGCACCUCUCUUUCCUCCCUAAAGGAGGUGAUGAUCGGAUAGUACACACCUACCGCCACGUCAUCAACGGUUUCGCUGCGAAAUUAACUCCCGAUGAGUUGGCGGACAUGGAGAAGAUCUCCGGCUUUCUCCAUGCCAGCCCCGACAGACGUUGCACCCCACACACCACCAGCUCCCCGUCAUUCCUCGGUCUCAAUCCGAACCAAGAUUUCUGGCCGGGCCAAACGGAAUUCGGAAGUGGCGUGAUUAUCGGAGUUUUGGACUCCGGAAUCACGCCCAACCAUUCUUCCUUCUCUGAUGAAGAUGUCCCUCCCCCGCCGGCCAAGUGGAAGGGCCGAUGCGAUCUCCCAAUCUGCAACAACAAGAUUAUCGGCGCCCGGAACUUCAUCGACUACGGGCUGCCGCCGUUGGACCACACAGGACACGGCACUCACACAGCCAGCACAGCCGCCGGCAAUUUCGUGUCGGGCGCCAACCUGUUUGGCCAAGCCAACGGCACCGCGUCCGGCCUGGCCCCUCAUGCCCACCUUGCGAUCUACAAAGUAUGCGACAUCGAGUCCUGCGACCAGAGCAACAUUCUGGCCGGACUCGAUGCCGCAAUUGAAGACGGUGUGGACAUCAUCUCGCUUUCCAUCGGCACCAUAGUCAUCCAUCUGUAUGAGGAUUAUGCCGCCAUAGGCGCCUUUGCCGCUAUGAAAAAUGGUAUCUUUGUGAGCACUUCGGCCAGCAAUGACGGCCCAUACUCUUCUUCCGUGGAAAACAUGUCCCCAUGGACUUUGACGGUCGGCUCGAGCACGACCUAUAGGAAGAUCGAAGCGACCGCAUGUCUCGGAAAUGGGGAACUCUUUGAAGGCCAGUCAGUGGGUGGCCGAAAUUUUUUCCCUUUGAAGUUAUUGUCGUUAGUUCACUUUCCAGGCCAGGAGGCGGAGUAUUGCGAAUCCGAAAGUCUGGACAAAGUUGAUGUCAAAGGAAAGAUCAUUUUGUGCGUGAUAGGAGCCAGCAACCCCAUCGGAGUAGGACGGUCGGUGAAAAGAGCCGGUGGUGCCGGCGUCAUUCUGAUGAACGACGAGCAGAGUGGCUACACCACUCUAUCCUUUGCCAUGCCACUUCCGUCAAUCUCCGUGAGCAACUUCGUCGGAGAGCGAAUAAAAAAGUACAUCAACUCAACCGCCACACCCCUUGCCACCAUUCAACUCCAAGGGACGACAUUCCAAGACGUAACGGCUCCUGCCGUCGCUUCCUUCUCGUCGAGGGGGCCAAAUAUAGCGAGUCCAGGAAUAUUGAAACCGGAUAUUCUUGGUCCGGGAGUCAAUAUUCUUGCAGCCUGGUACCGAUCAGUGGACAACGCAAAGCCAGCCGCUGCCUUUUACAUGGAUAGCGGAACAUCGAUGGCGUGCCCACAUUUGAGCGCCGUUGCGGCCCUGAUCAAGAAAGCACAUCCCAACUGGUCUCCUGCGAUGAUCAAGUCAGCUAUGAUGACCACUGCAAGUCAACUAAACCGUGAUCAGAAGCCUAUACUUGACGGAAGCACAAAUCUCCCGGCAGAUGUGUUUGCCACAGGGGCGGGGCAUGUAAACCCGAAGCUGGCACUUGAUCCAGGACUCGUGUAUGACAUCACGAGUCAGGAUUACAUAUCUUACCUCUGUUCGUUGUAUUCGGAGAAGGAAGUGGAAGUCAUAGUUCGAGAGAAAGUCAACUGCAGUGGCUUAGGAAUACCCGAAGCACAACUUAACUACCCGUCGUUUGCCGUCCAACUCGGAAAAGGAGGAAGCGUAACGUAUUCCAGGACAGUCACAAACGUCGGGAAUGCCAACUCGACAUAUGAGGUCGAAAUUGAAUCUGCUCCGGGUGUGGACAUCUCGGUGGAGCCCACGGUGCUUACGUUUACUCAACUCAACCAGAACAGCACUUAUAAGGUUGAAUUUAGGAGACAAAAUAAGAAAAAUGAAACAGGAGGAUAUGUUCAAGGAUCCAUCACUUGGUCUUCUGUGACUCACAAUGUCAGAAUCCCUGUUUCUGUUCACUUACUGGAUUAUUAAUCACUCUUGUUGCCCAAUAAUUAAUCAUCUCUUUAAAUAAAUAAUUAUUGGCAAUUAACAUAUUUGUCUUGUUACCUGAAUGCUUUUCUAGUUAAUUAUCGAGUCCAAAUUAUUUUAUCCU
Molecule: messenger RNA, 2456 nt
Organism: Erythranthe guttata (spotted monkey flower)
Lineage: Eukaryota; Viridiplantae; Streptophyta; Magnoliopsida; Lamiales; Phrymaceae
Source: RefSeq, a predicted model, not a curated record